This is a messenger RNA of Cetraspora pellucida, 634 nucleotides long. The record is from the annotation of a GenBank genome assembly. NCBI's taxonomy places the organism in Eukaryota, Fungi, Glomeromycota, Glomeromycetes, Diversisporales, Gigasporaceae.
AUGGUAGGUAAAUGUUUAGGAUAUAGAUGGAGUCCUAAAACUGAGAAAACAAAAGAUCUUAAUAAGCAUAUGGACUUAACACAAUUCAGACCAUAUUGGGCUCUCUUGCAACUAACACAAGCACAAAAUAUAUUUCAAACUAGAAACACUAUUCAAGCUCCAGUAGACAAUUUAGCACUAGCCUCCAAAGGCAAUUUAAUAUCAUUUGACAAAAACCUGCCAAUACAGCAGCCAGCCCAGCUAAGUAUGCCAACAGUUGAUCUUUUAACUGAUGAUAUUCCAGAAGCAGAUCCUGAAGCUGGUCCAGUUUCUAAAACAGAUAAAGAAUGGUUUGAUCUAAUAAAAUCAAAUAUUAGUGAAUCUAAGCAUCAUGAAGUAUGGCAAAAUGGUAUUCAGUAUGCAAAAGAUAUGUUUAAAGUGGAUAGAGCCAAAUAUGCAUUCUCAAUCUGGUUUAUAGAUACUGAAGAACAUAAAUUAGAAGCUGGAAUGACCAAAGAGGCAAAUAGUAAAUAUAUAAAAGAUGGUCCAAAUGUUAUACUUACAAAGAAAACGAAACCAGAUUUUUGGAUAGGAAUAGAUAAAAAAUUUCUGAUUAGAGAAGUCAGUAGGCAAUCUGAGGUAGAGGAACUUGAUA